Trifolium pratense (red clover) is the source of this 2497-nucleotide messenger RNA. Its product is annotated as zinc finger protein GAI-ASSOCIATED FACTOR 1. Gene Ontology annotation, cellular component: nucleus. Gene Ontology annotation, molecular function: DNA-binding transcription factor activity. Lineage: Eukaryota; Viridiplantae; Streptophyta; Magnoliopsida; Fabales; Fabaceae. The record is from RefSeq and is a predicted model, not a curated record. The transcript has 4 exons. Bases 394 to 1959 code for a protein of 521 amino acids.
UCAACGGGUUUUUGGAUUCCAAAGAUUACAUUGAGAACCAUUAUUGGACUUUGUGGUAGUUGGUGUAUGUGUAAAUGAGCGUAACGAGGUAACGUAAAAAUAAAAAUUAAAAAAAAAAAAAAGAAAAAAAAAAGAAGAAUAAAACCUUAGCAUGUUGACCGGUGGAUAUAGAUAAAGAUAAAGAGAAAAACAAAACAAAACAAAAGCUUAGAUAGAAAAAACCCUAACAAAACAACAAAAAAUCAAAAACCAAAAAAGUUGCUUCUUCAUUCCUUGUUUUAAUGCAUCUAAGUUUUUCCCUCUUUGUCCUAAGAUUAUUAUUAUUACUUUCCAAAGUUCAUAUCUACAUAGAGUUAGGCUAUUAAUAUUAUUAUUAUUUAUUAAUUAUUUCCAAUGGUUGAUUUAGACAAUGUUUCAACAGCUUCAGGUGAAGCUAGUAUCUCUUCAUUUGGUAAUAACAACAAUAAUCAAACCCCAAAACCCACCAAGAAAAAAAGAAAUCUCCCAGGAAUGCCAGAUCCAGAAGCAGAAGUGAUAGCUUUAUCACCAACAACUUUGUUAGCAACAAACAGAUUUGUAUGUGAAAUAUGUAACAAAGGUUUUCAAAGAGAUCAGAAUCUUCAACUUCAUAGAAGAGGACAUAAUUUACCAUGGAAACUAAGACAAAGAUCAAGUAAAGAAGUUAGGAAAAGGGUUUAUGUUUGUCCUGAAUCAACUUGUGUUCAUCAUGAUCCUUCUAGAGCUUUAGGUGAUUUAACUGGAAUUAAAAAGCACUUUUGUAGAAAACAUGGUGAGAAGAAGUGGAAAUGUGAUAAAUGUUCUAAGAAAUAUGCUGUUCAAUCUGAUUGGAAAGCUCACUCUAAAGUUUGUGGUUCUAGAGAGUAUAAAUGUGAUUGUGGAACUGUUUUUUCCAGGAGGGAUAGUUUUAUCACACAUAGAGCUUUUUGUGAUGCUUUGGCUGAAGAGAAUGCAAAAUCUCAGAAUCAAGCUGUUGGGAAAGCUAAUUCAGAAUCUGAUUCAAAGGUUUUGACAGGUGAUUCAUUGCCGGUGGCGCCCACGCCGGCUGCUAUAACAACUCCUCAGUCAAAUAGUGGUGUGUCCUCUGCUUUGGAGAAUCAAAAGCUAGAUUUGCCGGAAAAUCCACCGCAAAUCGUAGAGGAGCCAGAAGCUAUUGUUACUACUACUACUGCUGCUGCUGCUGCUGCUGUUUUGAAUGCCAAUUGUAGUAGUAGUAGCAGCACUAGCUCGACAAGUAAUGGUUGUGCUGCUACUAGCAGUGGCGUGUUUGCAAGUUUGUUUGCUUCAUCAACAGCUUCGGCUUCUGCAAGUAUGCAAUCUCAUACACCAGUGUUUACUGAUUUAAUUAGGUCGAUGGGAUGUCCAGAUCGCUCGACAGAUUUCUCAGCUCCUCCGUCGUCCGAGGCCAUAUCUCUUUGUCUCUCGACCAAUCCUGGAUCAUCAAUUUUCGGAACAGGAGGGCAGGAGUGUCGUCAAUAUGUGCCUACACAUCAGCCGCCAGCAAUGUCUGCCACUGCAUUACUGCAGAAAGCUGCUCAAAUGGGAGCUGCCGCAACUAACGCAUCUUUGCUUCGUGGGCUUGGAAUUGUGUCAUCUUCAGCUUCCACUUCAUCAGGUCAGCACGAUAGCCUGCACUGGGGUCUCGGACAAGUGGAACCGGAGGGUUCUGGUUUAGGUCCAGCAGGACUUGGACUCAGACUUCCUUGUGACGGUGAUUCAGGACUAAAGGAAUUAAUGUUAGGGACUCCAUCAAUGUUUGGUCCUAAACAGACAACUCUUGAUUUUCUAGGAUUAGGUAUGGCUGCUGGUGGAAGUGCUGGCGGAGGCUUGUCAGCACUUAUUACAUCAAUCGGUGGCAGCGGUGGUUUGGAUGUUACCGCAGCAACUGCAUCCUUCGGCAACGGAGAGUUUUCCGGCAAAGAUAUUGGAAGGAAUUCAUGAUAAUUUGGCUGCAAUAUCAACUGCUAAUGUUUUGGUUGUAAAGUUACAUUUGUAGUCUAUGAAUUCAAUAUGAACAUUCUGAAGUUAAUAUGCAAGUAUGGAUCAAUGCAAAAGGUAAUGUGCAAAUGGGGUCUUUUUGAAUUGUCUAUGCACCUUAAAUUGCAAAGAAAAAAAAGACUAGACAUUAAUGGAAAUGAAGAUGUGACCUUAACAAGGGCAGAAAGAUCAACAACAUGCUUGGUUUGGACAACAACACAAGCUUGUGAGAAAUUAAGGUUAUGUGCAUAGGUUCCAUAUGGUUGUUGUUGUCAUAGGUUUUAGAGACAGUGUGGCAUUUGAAGAUCACAUCUUGUUUUGGUUUCUUGGACAGUUUUGAUCAAAUCAUGUAUGAUUUGGUUUGUAGCUGUAGGUAUAAAUUAGGAUGCUAGUAGUAGUAGUAGUUUUCUUUGGUUGUAGUUGGAAUUAUUGUCACUUAUGUGAUUGAAUUUUAGUAAGUAAUUAAUGUUCUUCGUAAAUGUUAUAAAUUGUAAUUAUUCUA